Messenger RNA from Cryptotermes secundus, 2527 nucleotides. Its product is annotated as ionotropic receptor 75a-like. Gene Ontology annotation, cellular component: membrane. NCBI's taxonomy places the organism in Eukaryota, Metazoa, Arthropoda, Insecta, Blattodea, Kalotermitidae. The coding region runs from base 35 to 1783 and encodes 582 amino acids. The record is from RefSeq and is a predicted model, not a curated record. The transcript has 10 exons. Gene Ontology annotation, molecular function: ligand-gated monoatomic ion channel activity.
UGUUCGCAACACUGUCCGAUUCACUAAGUCUCUAAUGUCGUCGAAAAAGUUCUGGACGGUAUCACCAGACCCGGAGCAGCCGGUUACUCCACAAUUACAGCGCAUCAUGAAGACCGGAUACUAUAAAUUCGGAGUUUUUCUUGACUACGACUGCACAGUAAGCAAGCUGUAUCUUUCCGAGAACUCGGCAAGACGGUUUAUAAACGCCAGUUUCAAUUGGUUGGUUUGGAGCAAAUAUAAGUACACGAUCGAGGCAGAGAAUCUCAACUUGAAUGUGGACACAGAGAUGACUUGGGCGCACUCGGAAACGUUUUCGGAUCGAAUUAUUUUGUACGACCUCUACAAGAUCAAUUACAGCUGGCCAUUAAACGGGACUCUGGCGGGACACUGGACCCCCAAAGAGGGCAUCAGCUUCAAUUUGACCCAGUAUAAAUAUUCUCGAAGAAAGGAUCUGAGGGGAAUUGUUUACAGAGCAGCUAUUGUGGUGAACAAUAUCCCGACAAAGAAUUUAGAAGAGGAACUGGUUAAACCCGAAAACAGAGACCUGGAUUCCAUGGCCACGUACAAUUAUAAAGGAUUCCUUCUGAUGCAGCAAAUGUAUAAUUUUUCGAAAACAAUACUCCAUACAAAUAAUUUCGGGUACGUUGUGGAAGAUGGCAAACCUGUGGGACUGGUUCAUAUGAUGAAGUACGGAGAAGCCGACGUGAGCAUCUCUGCCUUGAAGCUUAACCACCAUCGCAUAGAUAUGUCAGACCACUGUCCUGUGGCCACCUGGGAAUUGCGAGUAUGUGGUUUGUUCCGGCAUCCCCAAAUAACGGAGUCGUUUAGUGUUCUCUUACAACCCUUCAAGCCAACGCUGUGGUUGGGAUGUGGACUCAUCUGGUUCCUGACGAUGGUAGCCCUCCGAUUCAUUUCCUUCUUCGAGUCCCAGUAUCUUGUUGAAGACAAUCUGCAGGGGAGAAGCAACAUCGAACUGGAAGGGGCUUGGACAUGGAGCGACACUCUUGUUAUUAUUAUGGGGGCAAUCGGUCAACAGGGAUCGACGAUGGACUCCAAAUGGAUCACUGGGCGCAUUGUGUUCCUCAACACCCACAUCCUGGCCCUCAUGACGAAUAUCUAUUACUCCGCUUUCAUCGUGUCUUCGCUGUUGUCGGCAAGGCCUCAGUCCAUCCGAAACACCAGAGACCUCAUCGACAGCUCACUUGGCUUUGGUGCAGAAGACAUCAGCUACAGCCGCCCCUAUUUCGAGUUGAACACGGAUCCUCUCGUACGUGAAUUGUAUCACAAGAAGAUGGCACCUCCCCACACGGCAUACUUUUCACGUGAAAUGGGUCUGCAAAAGGUACUGAAUGAGCCGUUCGUUUUCCAUACCGAAGCCAUCAAUGUAUACAGUGAUAUCGAGAGAAUGUUCACAGAUCGGGCCAAGUGUGACCUCACGGAGAUUCUCAUAUUCCCAGUUGAGAAAUGUUAUCCGUUUGUACCCAGAACCUCGCCUCUAAAGGAGCUUCUCACAUACGGAUACCGGAGAGCAGUUGAGAGUGGACUAGUCAGCCAUAUGAACAGGCAUUGGCGUCCAACUAAGCCUGUCUGCUCCGUUAAGACCGAAUUUCGUCGAGUCGACACGAACACGAUCUUGUUCGCGAUUUGGCUACUCGGAGCAGGCAUACUUAUGUCUGCGUUCAUUCUAGUGUUGGAAAUCCUCUUACAGAGCAGGUUCACAACGCGCUGCAAGAAACAAAACAUUAAAACAGUCACGCUUGCAGUACCCCAGAAUGAAAUAUAGCGUACUGCAUCCCACUGCCUGAGCCUGAAUGUAGGCCACGUGCAUUGACUUUCGGAGGAAGAUUUCUCCUGUCUUGGCACUGCAACUUCACUGAUGUACACAAUUUAUUUUGGAUUAUUCGAGGAUCAGGAUUUCAGAUUUAGAUAAAUCAUAUUAAGUAAUCAAACUAUGAAAGUUUUAACUAUCUUAUAAAGUGUAUAAUGGUAAAAUUGUGUUACAGUAAUUAAUAUUAGGGAAUGCCUUUUAAAUAACCGACCAAAAACAUUUGAGACGCUUGGAGACGAAUUACUAAAUAAAGAACUCAAUGAACCAGAACCCUUCUUGAGGAAUCGACACUUGCUCAGCUGGCCAAAGAGCCCCUCUUCACAGAAUUCGAAGAUUAAUUACCGUAUUCACAACAGCCCGAUAAUGGAACCAGGUGAAUCCAGUCCACAUAUUCACACUCUAUUAAAAUCCAUUACAAUAUUAUCCUCUCAUCUACGCCUAAGUUUCCUAGUGGUAUUUACCAUUCAGGUUUUUUUUUUAUAAAGUUGGAUGGAUUUGUCAUCCCACGAUUUUAGGGGAGUGCCUACAGACGGAGCAUGGAUUGAUAAAUGUAUUUAUUGACCACUUGUAUACACAGCUUGGAACUACACUUUACAGAUCACAGAGACACAAAGAUCAGUGUACUCAGUCUAUUACAGUCUCCACUAGCCGUUUCCUGGCAACAGAUUUAACACAGUGGAGAUUCCUCAGCUUCCCGCA